This is a messenger RNA of Phytophthora sojae, 1149 nucleotides long. RefSeq lists its product as hypothetical. NCBI's taxonomy places the organism in Eukaryota, Oomycota, Peronosporomycetes, Peronosporales, Peronosporaceae. The transcript has a single exon. Gene Ontology annotation, molecular function: oxidoreductase activity; FMN binding. The record is from RefSeq and is a predicted model, not a curated record. Bases 1 to 1149 code for a protein of 382 amino acids.
AUGGCGUCCAAGAUGCUCAAGCUCUUCUCCCCGCUCACGCUCGGCGGCAAGAGGAGCCCGAUCCAGCUGCAGCACCGCGUGAUCAUGGCGCCGCUCACGCGACUGCGCACGGGCGAGCAGGGCGUCCCCACUGACCUCGUGACCGAGUACUACUCGCAGCGCACCACGCCCGGCGGCCUGCUCAUCGCAGAGGCCACCAACAUCAGCCCCACGGCUCGCGGCUACUACGGAUCCCCUGGACUGUACACCCGCGAGCAAGUGCAAGGCUGGAGGAAGGUCACGGACGCCGUGCACGCCAAGGAGGGCAAGAUCUUCGUGCAGCUCUGGCACUCGGGCCGUGUGGGCCACAGUAUGAACCAGCCGAACGGGGAGCACCCCGUGUCGUCAUCUACGAUUCAGCUGGACGACGGCGUGUCGUCUCCUGUUACGCGUGACGGCGUGAGACGCUCGUACAGCGUCCCGCGCGCCCUCGAGACGCACGAGAUCUCGGGCAUCGUGGCCGACUACAAGCGCGCGGCGGAGUACGCCAUCGAGGCGGGCUUUGACGGGGUGGAGCUGCACGGCGCCAACGGAUACCUGCUGGAGCAGUUCCUGUGCGACAGCGUCAACAACCGCACGGACGCGUACGGCGGCAGCAUCGAGAACCGCGCGCGACUGACGCUCGAGACGCUCCAGGCCGUGCUGUCGAGUCUGGACUCGAGCCAAGUGGCCAUCCGCGUGUCUCCCUUCGGUAACACGUUCGGCUGCACGGACUCGACCCCCGCAGAGACGUACAGCUACCUGAUCAAGCAGUUGAAGCCGCUCGACCUGGCCUACCUGCACAUUGUGGAGCCGCGCGGUCUCCAUCCUACGGUGCAGAAUGUGCCUGAGGGCGGCACUACGACGUUCACCCGCGCGCUGUACGACGGCGUUCUCAUGACGUCGUCGGGCUACGACCGCGCCGAAGGUGUGAAGGUCACGGAGAGCGGCCUGGCCGACUGCGUGGCGUUCGGCCGCUCGUUCAUCUCGAACCCGGACCUCGUGCGCCGACUGGAGCUCGACGCGCCUUGGAACGACUACGACUACCAGACGUUCUACCCGAAUCCGACGCUGCCGGAGUCCGCGGGCUACACCGACUACCCGGCGCUCGAGCUGAAGGCGCGUCUUUGA